Molecule: messenger RNA, 765 nt
Organism: Lodderomyces jiufengensis
Lineage: Eukaryota; Fungi; Ascomycota; Pichiomycetes; Serinales; Debaryomycetaceae
Exons: 1
Source: RefSeq, a predicted model, not a curated record
UUAAAUAACAAUAUCAUGUCUAAUGAUUCUGUUUUAACAAAUGAAAAUACUAACUUAAAAAUUGAAGAAGAUUAUAAAAAUGAGAAAUUGAAGAAAAGAUGUGAACAGUUGGAAGCUUGGAGAUUGAAAAAGCAACAAGUUGAACCUCUAUUAGAACAAAAGCCAUCAAUAAAAAUUAAAGAUACAAUUGAAGAAAGACGAAAAUCAAAGAAAAAGAAGAGUAAAAAGAAGCAACAAGAACAACAACUGUCAAAAUCUUCACCAAAAACACAACAAAAUACAAUAACUAAUCAUCAAUUUUCAAAAAAUAAAACCGCAAUGUCAAUUUCUAAAAAAGCAUCAACUGUUAAACCACCUCUACGAAAAAGAAUAGAAUUUGAAGGAGAAGAAGAUCAUUCAAAUCUGAGAAAGAAACCAAAAUUUGAAAUACCCAAAACUGAGAAUAAUGCAUUGAUAGAAGAUGAUUCAGAAUCUGUGGAUGAAUUGGAUGUUUUCAUAAAUCAACUAAAUAGUAAUAACUCAAAACCAACGUUAAUUGAAGAAGAAGUUCAAAUUUAUUCAGAUUCAGAAGAAGAUGAAAAAGAAGAAGAUUUACAAAAUAGAAUAGAUUCAAAAUUAGCCAAAUUGGGAAAUACCAAAAUACUUAAAGAAAUAGAUCAGUCUAAAAUUAUUUAUAAACCAUUUGAAAAAAUUUUUUAUCAAGUCCCAUUUGAAAUGUCAUUAAUGUCACAUGAAGAAAUAGAGCUUUUAAGAUAUUGGAAGUAG